CCAGCGCCAGUCUGUGUCUAUGCUUAGACCUCGAUAGUUGGGCGCGUCGUCGUGUAGUUCGAGCUAACAUCAACGCUCGCUCAAUCUCUCUCACUCAUUCACACUGAGACACACACACACAUAUUUACGAAACCCAAGAUCGACUUAAGCAGUUCAGUUGCAUUUCUGGUGUGCGCGACUGUGUGCGUGUGUGUGUGCAUCAGCUGUUGACAAAUUAAUGAGCGCAGCUUUGGCCUCCGUCGCCGUCGCUGUCGUCGUCUUGCAAUUCUAAACGAUUGUUGUCAAUUCAAUAGUAGCGAAAUGACUGGAUCAGUUCACGAUCCGAAAUGGAGCUUGGAGAGGCGAGAAUCUUCUGGACAUUUGGUCUGGCGCAAGGAGUCGCCAUCGUCAAAGGUUCGUUUUCGAUUUGACGUUGAGGUGCUGGAAUUCGAAAAGCAUCCCAACGAAGAGCUUGACCACACAGACGAUCACUUCUCGAUCACAAAUCUAUCAACCACAGUUGCUCUCUGUGCCACAUGCGUAGCCGUUGUGGCAGCAUCCGUAUUCCUGCCCUGGUACCUAAUGGAAAAGGUCGGUUCGCUGUGAAAGUAAUAUCAUGCAGAUUGUGCAUAGUACAUAGUAGUAGAACUUACGUCAAUUGAAGGUAUUAAGUAGGCUUAUGUAUAUAGAGACAAGCAUUCGAUAGUUAUAUGUAAGUACUAAAUACGAUGUGUAAAUUUUAAUGUAAAUACGAGUAGUGCAUAUUAUAUACCAUAUUUUGUGAUAGACCUAUGUAAGUCUAAGGCUUUUUAAUGCAGAUGCAUACUGACUGUUUGUAAGCAAAUGAUUUAAUCGAUGAUCACAAAGAUAUUUAAGUGAAUAAACAGACAACUUGCCUAA
Messenger RNA from Drosophila sulfurigaster albostrigata, 879 nucleotides. RefSeq lists its product as uncharacterized. The record is from RefSeq and is a predicted model, not a curated record. Lineage: Eukaryota; Metazoa; Arthropoda; Insecta; Diptera; Drosophilidae.